Eimeria maxima is the source of this 3288-nucleotide messenger RNA. RefSeq lists its product as hypothetical. The record is from RefSeq and is a predicted model, not a curated record. Lineage: Eukaryota; Apicomplexa; Conoidasida; Eucoccidiorida; Eimeriidae. The coding region runs from base 1 to 3288 and encodes 1095 amino acids. The transcript has 5 exons.
AUGCAGCAGCAGCAGCAACAGCAGCAGCAACCACAGCAAAUGCAGCAACAGCAGCAAAUGCAACAGGUUCAGCAGCAGCAGCAGCAAAUGCAACAAAUACAACAGCAACAGGGAAUGCAGCGACAAAUGGAGCCGCAGCAGCAGCUGCUGCAGCAGCAGCCACUGCUGCUCCAGCAGCAACAACUGCUGCAGCAGCAGCAGCCUACCGAGCAGCAGCUCGAGUCUUGGCAGCAGAAUGUGCUGCAGCAGCGGCUGCAACAGCUACAGCCGCAGCAGCAGCAACAGCAGCAGCAACAACAACAGCAGUGUCUAGAUCAGCAGCAGCAGCAGCCGCAGAUGCAGCAACAACUGCAGCAACCACAGCUGCAGCAGCCACAACUGCAGCAGCCACAACUGCAGCAGCAGCAACAGCAGCAGCCACUGCUGCAGCAGCAAUACAUGCAGCAGCCAUAUGUGCAGCAGCAGCAGUUGCAACAACAGCAAUUGCAGCCGCCAUUGCAGCAGCAACAGCAGCAACAACCAUCACCACUUUCUCCUUUCCAGAGGCAGCAGCAGCAGCAGCAGCAACAGCUGCAGCAACAACAGCAGCAGCUGCAGCAACAGCAGCAGCAGCUGCUUGUGCAGCAGAUGCUGCUAAAGCAGCAGGAGCCUCAGCAGCAGCUUGCAGGAUGGCAGCAGCAGGGGCCUAUGCCUAUGCUGCAGCAGCAGCAGCAACAGCAGCAGCAGCAGCAGCAGCAGCAGCAAUUCAUGGCGCCACUACAGUGGCCGUCUACAUUUGAUAGCCAGCAGCAGCAGCAACUGCAGCAGCAGCAACUGCAGCAGCAGCAAAAUGGUGCUGCUGCUGCAUUGCCGCGCCGAGUCAGCCGCACUCAACGCCGCGAGUCAGCAGCAACAGCAGCAACAGCAGCAACUGCAACAGCAGCAGCAACUGCAGCAACUGCAGCAAUUGCUGCUGCAGGACGCCGACAGGCAGCGCAGCGUACCCGCGGUGCUGCUGCUAUUGUUUCCCCUGUUGCUGCUGCUGCUGCUGCUGCUGCUACACCAUUGCCUGCUGAUGCAGGGGCAGCAGCACGGCUGCAGCGCAGCAGCAAACUCAAGUAUACCCGCAGCAACAGCCGCAGCAACAGCAGCACUAACGGCAGCACCAUCAACGGCAGCAGCAGCAGCAACAGCAGCCCCAUUUGUACUGGUGUAGAUGCUGCUGAUGUUGCUGCUGCUGCUCCUUUUCCUGCAGCAGCAGCAGCAGCAGCGGUUGCAAGUGCAGCAGCACCUGCUGCUGCUGCUGCUGCACCUGCUGCUGCUAUAGGCAGACGGCGCACUGCUGCAGAAGCACUUGCUGCUGACCCCAUAGACAGCGAGGUGCAGCAGCAGCAGCAGCAGCAGCAGCAGCAGCAAACACUUCUUUACUUCCCUAUAGAGGCGGAAGGCGCAGCGUGGUGGCAGCGAGGAUGGGAUGCAGCAGCAGCUGCAGCUGCUGCUGCUGCAGCAGCAGCGGGAACUACAACAGCAGCAGCAGCAGCAACAGGGAAGCAAAUGCAUCCUCUUCUUCGAGCACUCCUACACACUGCUCAGCAGCAGCCGCUGCAGCAACUGCAGCAGCUGCAGCAGCAACCGCAGCAGCAGCAGCAGCAGCAGCAGCAAAAUCAGCUUGCUGCAAAAGCUGAGGAGUUGCUUGUGUUGGAUGCUCUUGCAUGCGGUGCUGCUUCUAAUGUAUCAGCUGCUGCUGCUGCUAACUCCCCUGCAACAAAGGUUGCUGCUUGGGUUGCUGCUGCUGCAGCACAGCUGCCUCCUCUUCGCGUUGCUGCUGCACAUGCUGCUGCCUUCGCUCGGGCCUUGCUGCAGCAGCAGCAGCAGCAGGAGGGAACAUGCAACAACGCGGAAGACCCCAUGGCAGUGUGGGGAUCGGGAUCCAAAUCUGCAACAGGAUGUGCUGCUGCUGCUCCAGCAGCAGCAGCAGAUGCUGCUGUUGCUGCUGCUGCUGCUCAGUCAGCAGCAGGUGGAGCAGCAGCUCCUGGGCGUUGCUGCUGCAACAGCAGCGGCAACGACCCGCCAUUAGCGCAGUGUGAAGGGAAGAAUAGCAGCAGCAGCAGCAACAGCAGCAGCAGCAGCAGCAGCAACGGCAACAGGUGCUCCUACUGUGAAUCUACUGCAGCAAAGCUUGACUUUGCUUCUCCUGCUGCAGUUGCUGCAGCAGCAGCAUACAGCGGGUUGCCGCUUGCUGUUGCUCAGCUGCUGCUGCAGCAGAAUUCGCAUGCAAGCUACUACAGUGAGGAGGAAGGUUUUUUCUUUGUACUAGAAGACAUCGAGAAGGAAAAAGAUAAUUUGUGGGCAGCGCAAGCUGCUGCUGCACUACGAGAAAUGCUGCAGCAGGCGCAGAGUUCGCGCGCUACACCAACGAAAAGGAGAGCAACAGCAGCAGGAGCAGCAGCAGCAGCAGCAGCAGCAGGGGCAGGUUUCAAGUGUUCAUUGGAUACACCCCACAAGCAGCAGCAGCAGCAGCAGCAGCAGAAGGAUCCCUCUGUGAUGCAGCAAUCUGCUGCAGAAUUCAUUGCUGGUGCUGCAGCACGUGGUACAACUGCAGCAGCAAUAACAGCAGCAGGAGCAGGAGCAGGAGCAGCAACAGCAGCAGCAGCAGCAGCAGUGGCAGUAAAGACACGAAGAGGCGUGCUGCUGCUCGAGGAGCCUCUUGUUGCUGCACUAGAGGAAUUAACACAUAAAGUAACAGGAAAGGCAGCAGCAGAGGACGCAGCAGCAAGAGCCCUGCUGCUGCAGCUGCUGCAGCAGCACGCAGAUAACUGCAGUAUCCUACUGCAGCAACAGCAGCAGCAGCAACAGCAGCAGCAGCAGCAAAAGAAAGGUGAGGAGACACACAAGCCGCCAGUUACACCACACAAGCAGCAACACACCAUACAACCCGACAAACCGCAACAGCAACUGCAGCAGCUGCAGCAGCAGCAGCAACUGCAGCAGCAGCAACAACUGCAGCAGCAGCAGCAGCAACUGCAGCAGCAGCAGCAGCAACUGCAGCAGCAACCGAAGCCGCAGUUGCAGCAGCAGCCGCAACAGCAACUGCAGCAGCGGCAACUGCAGCAACUGCAGCAGCAACAACUGCUACAACAGCAGCUGCAGCAGCAGCAACUUAUGCAGCAGAAAUUGCAACAGCAAUCACAGCAGCAACUGCUGCAGCAGCAACUGCAGCAACACUCGCAGGAUCAAUUGCAACAGCAGCAGCUGCAGCAGCAGCAACUGCUGCAGCGGCCGCAGCAGCAACUGCAGCAGCAGCUCUAG